Penicillium taxi is the source of this 540-nucleotide messenger RNA. Its product is annotated as DUF4149 domain-containing protein. NCBI's taxonomy places the organism in Eukaryota, Fungi, Ascomycota, Eurotiomycetes, Eurotiales, Aspergillaceae. The annotation marks the transcript as partial. The transcript has 4 exons. The record is from RefSeq and is a predicted model, not a curated record.
CACGAGAAUUUCGGCAACAUGAUUGACCCUCGCCCAUUUCAUAUCCUGAGUUAUGGUACCUUGCUGGGUACCCAGGUCUUCCAGUCCUUCGUUGCCGGAAUCGUUGCUUUUCGCACUUUGCCGCGCCCGCAGUUCGCCAAUCUGCAGGCUGCCAUCUUCCCGAUCUACUUCAAUCUACAGGCUGCACUCCCAGUGAUUGUAGCCCUGACUGCCACCAGACACGGUGAUGCCCUGGGCUUCUCGGGCCUGAUUGCUCCAGAGAACCGAUACACCACCUUGCUUCCCAUGGCCGCUGUCGCCAUUACUGGCUUGAUCAACCAGGUUUUCUUGCGCCCUCUGACCAUCAAGAUUAUGCGCGAGCGUAAGCAUCAGGAAAACCGUGACGGAAAGAAAAGCUACGACCCCGAACCCCAUUCCAAGGAAAUGGCGGCCCUGAACAAGAGGUUUGGGCGUGUUCACGGUAUUUCUAGCUUGGUCAAUUUGGUGAGUCUAAUUGCUACUGUCUGGUAUGGAGCUGUUCUCAGCAAGAGACUAGAGUAA